AUGCUUCAAGUGCGUAUGGAGCUUGCGAAAAAGGUCGAACCAAACACAGUUGAUCUGGUCACUGUCGAACUCAAUAUCCGCAGCCUCUGCACUCUGAAGGCCACCCUGGUCGCUCAAACAUUGAUAUAUGGAGCGGAUAAAGAAAAUGCGCAUCUCUGGAGAAGAAAAUCAAAAGAGCAUGUGGAGGCCGUAGUGGCAGUGGCCCACGGAGGCAAAAAUGAAGCCUUGAUUUGUGUCAUUAUUGAGAUGGCCGUGGCGGAGGCAUUCUACUUCCGGACAGCCUCGAAGCCAGGCGAUAUUAAAUUAGGGACACAUUUGGAGGAAUAUCUUUCUGAUUGA
Molecule: messenger RNA, 339 nt
Organism: Clonostachys byssicola
Lineage: Eukaryota; Fungi; Ascomycota; Sordariomycetes; Hypocreales; Bionectriaceae
Source: the annotation of a GenBank genome assembly